AUGAAUAUCGUUAAAGCCAAGAACUUUUUAGCUAAAUUCAAGUCAACAAGGGAUAACCCAGUAGUACCAGUGCCAAAAGGUCCAGUGACUACUUCAAAGUUACCAAAAUUAACGCUUCCGACUUUCAAUGGUAACCUCACUGAUUGGCUGCCAUUCUGGGAACGAUACACAGCGGAAAUCGACAAAAAUUCGAACAUUUCUGAUAUAAAUCGUUUUGAUUACCUAUACGGUUUGUUAGAAGGUGAAGCUUUGGACUCUGUUCGAUCACUCAUACCCUCAGCAGCGAAUUACGUGAUUCUCAAGAAAACAUUGCUAGAAACCUUCGGAAAAGACCGAAAAAUCAUUCGUGCGCACGUGUUGCGACUGUUUCAUUUGAGGAACCCAAACAUGUCCGGAGCUGCACUUCGUUCGUUUUAUAAUCAAGUAAUGACGGACCUGCGGAGUUUGGAAGCACUAAACAUUGACGUUGAUAGAGCAGCUGGAAUAAUUGUACCUAUUCUCGAGGAAAAACUACCUGCUGUUAUUCGGGGAAACAUGGCUGAUCUUGACAGGACAGAUGUGUACAAUCUUAAGACAUUCACAGACGGGUUAAAGCGCCAGGUCGAACGUUAUGAAACACAGACUGAGGAUAUUGAUAUUACAGAGAGGAGAACUGUUGAAAUCUGUCAAAAGCUAUCAAAUUCAUCUGUAGGUGCAUUUAUGGCACACACUAGUAACUGCGAAAUUUGUGGUUCACCGAAACACCAACCAGAAAAAUGUAAUCUUUCUGCAAAACAGAAACGUGAUUUGGUGUUUGCAAAAGGUCUAUGCCGAUUGUGUUUGUUGCCAGGACACUUUUCUAGGAAAUGUACAAGUUCACUACAGUGUUCAUCUUGCUGUGGACUACAUCAUACGUCACUGCAUGGAAUCGAUUUCGGAAAUCGUUCACGGUAUCGUGCUCAGUCAAGAAAACGGUAUAAUCGUGGGAAUAGAAAUUCGAUCACGGAGAUUACGCAAUCGGCCCAGGAAACGCCAGGACCGACGUCGUGCUGCAGUUUGGUUCAGAAUAAAUCUACGAGUGCCGGUAUGGAUACGUUGGUGGAAAGUGAUUCAUACGCGGAUAUUGUUACGUCAUCGAUCAUAGCUGAUAACCCAGUGUUGGUGAAAACGGCCAGGGCUAAAAUGGACUACAAUGGUACGCAGGUAGAGGUUCGAAUCUUCAUUGACGAGGGUUCAAUGUUAAGUUACAUGCGUCAGGAUGUCGCGUUAUUACUUGGCAUCCAGCCUAGGGGUUAUAUUGAUCUCGGAAUUCACGGAUUUCAGUGUUAUACGAAGGAUCGCUAUGGUUUGGCAACAGUAGGGAUAAUGACGUCUGAUGGAAUGACACGUGUUCCAUUGUUGAUCUCACGGGAGAUAGUUGCACCCAUCAGCCAACGAGGUUGGUGUGAGGCUAAGUCACUACCACACAUUCGAGGUUUGGAGUUAGCAGAUGACUUUCGUGGAGAGCCAUUUGUUGUGGAUGUGCUGAUCGGUGCUGACAAUUCUUGGCAGUUUAUGAACGGUGAGACCAUUGAUGGCAAUGGCCCAACAGUGUAUAAGUCAAAUCUCGGUGCAUUGUUGUUAGGACCAGUUCAUAAGGAUAGGCCGAUUGUGGCAGCUGAUAUCAGACCCAUAAUGUGUUUCUGCGGAACUCAACCGGGAGAUGUGGACCUUUGUGGAGCGUUGUCCAACACGGAUUUAGACAAUCGGUUGUUGACAUAUUUUCGGUGUAGUGAAGUGGGUGUCAAUGACGUCACUGAUGACGUAGGUGGCGUAGAUGAGAACUUUAAGGCAGCAUAUAGUGAAAAGAUCGAAUUUCAGGAUGGGAAAUACUCGGUGCCUCUACCGUGGAAAGAGGACCAUGGGGAAUUGCCAUCCAAUCUACGAUUGUGCAGACGUCGUUUGGAUCAGAUUGUUGAACGUUUGCAGAAAACAGGGUUAAUGAACGCUUAUUGCAAGGUCAUAAAAGAACACAUGGAUAAAUGCUACGUAGAGGAAGUCAAGGGUAAUCCCUGGGACGAAGAACAUUCACAUUACAUGCCACAUUUUUUUGUGCUCAAAAACUCGGAAACCACGCCUGUUCGCAUUGUAUUCGCGGCGAAUACAGGGCGCGUGAGCUUGAAUGACUGUUUGAUUACCGGUCCAUGUAUGAUUCAGAACUUACACGAUCUACUGUUGUUGUUUCGGGUGUCGCGCAUUGCACUGGUGGCUGACAUUGCUCGUGCCUUCUUAUCCAUUGGUCUAUUGGAACAGGACAGGAAUUAUGUGAAAUUCUUGUGGUUUCGCGACAACGAUCCAACCAAGGACAUUAUUGCGUACCGCUACACCACCGUAGUGUUCGGUCAUACUUCAUCGCCUUUCUCUUUGGGCAUUGUAUUAGAAAAACAUUUAGCGAAGUAUGAGUGUGAUGUUGCAAUCGAUCUGACAAGGAAGUUAUACAUGGAUAAUCUAUUGACCAGUGUUGAUCAAGAUAACGAGGCAGUCAAUUACUACUACAACGCACGCGCAAUAAUGAAACAGGGAGGUUUCAAUCUUCGCCAGUGGUUAAGCAAUUUGCCAGAACUGAAUAGAAUUCUUGAACUUGAAGGUACACAAAUGAAGGAGAAAACCGUCAGUGUUUUGGGACUCGUUUGGAAUUCAGUGACUGAUCGUCUGGGAUUUCCCAAAAAGGGACUGAUAAACACUUGCCGUGACGUCACAAAACGUCGCGUAUUGUCAGUGGCUGCUUCACAUUUUGAUCCGUUGGGACUUGUAACUCCGGUGAUAAUUAGAGCCAGACAGUUCAUAGCUCAGCUCUGGCGUCAGAAGUAUGAUUGGGACACUGCUUUACCGAUCGAGGAAACUAAAGUGUGGUUUCCGAUCUUGAGAGACUUAGAACAGGUUCAUGAGAUUGAACAACCUCGUUAUUACGGCAUGGACAAAUAUCUACCAGUGCAAAUACAUAGCUUUUCGGAUGCGACACCUGCAGCUAUUGGGACUGUAGCUUUCAUAAAACAGGGGUCAACUGUCACAUUACUUGGCUCCAAGGGCAAGAUUGUUGGCCCAAAGUCGAAGAUGACCAUUCCUCAGUUGGAAUUAAGCGCAAUGGUACUUGGUGCGAAGUAUACUCGUAAUUUGAUGGCGGUGUUGGAACCUUGUUACCAGCAGGUGGCGGUGCAUUUCUGGUCAGACUCAGAAAUAGCGCUGCAUUGGGUAAACUCUGAUAAGACAUUGAAACGUACGAUUGCCAUGAAAGUUGAUACAAUUCGUAAGUUGAGUGACGUCAGUGAUUGGCGACAUGUCGCAAGUGGCGAUAAUCCUGCGGAUUUGAUAUCACGCGGUUGUGACGUUAAGCAUUUGAUAGCUUCUAGUCUAUGGAACUCGGGUCCAGAUUGGCUUGCGACCCAGGAACAAUGGGACCUGUGGAAGUCUGGAUUUAAUUCAGAAAAAUUGCUUGCCGCUGCUAUUGAAAUUGACACGUCUGACCCACCUCACAUCACAAUGGAUAUAAGUAAAGUGAUCGACAUCAGUAGAUUCAAUAAUCUCGAGCAACUACUACAUGUUACUGUCUACGUUCUAAGAUUCGCACGCAUUAGCCGGGAGACACAACACAUAACCGUAGGAGAAAUGGAACAGGCCGAAACUCUUUGGGUGAAAGCAGUUCAAUCUUCAUAUUUUUCUGAGGCCUUGGAUUACUUAAAUCAGGACAAACCAAGCGGACGGAUUCCGUGUAUUGUGCAACAGUUGAAUGUUGUGUUAGACACAAAAGGUGUUCUUCGUGGCGCGGGGAGAUUAGGUAAUGCUGUGUCACUAGACAGUAAUGCGCGUAAACCUGUGUUGUUACCUCGGAAAUGCCACUUUACUAGACUUGUGAUCAAAAGAGCGCAUGCGCGCGUUCUUCAUGCUGGAUUAGGUUCAACCGUAGUUGCUGUGCGAAAACGGUAUUGGAUUACUGCAACGCGGGCAGAGGUUAGGUCAGUGUUGAAAUCAUGUGUAAUCUGUAAACGUGUUACCGGCACUGCGUACCGGUUACCACAGAGCCCUGAUCUACCCGAAUACCGUAUUGAUGCGACCAAAGCGUUUAGUAACAUUGGUAUGGACUUCACGGGACAUCUUCUAGUGAAAGAUCGCGAUGGACAUGUGUUCAAAGUUUACGUGUGUUUAUUUACAUGUUUAGGCACUAGAGGUGUAAACCUUGAACUGGUCAAUGAUUUGAGCGCCGAUUCGUUCAUCAAAGCAUUCAGAAGGCAUUGUGGCACUUAUGUUGUUCCAGAUAGGUGUUUCUCCGACAACGCAACCAAUUUCAAGUCGGGAAGUAGUGAAAUCGAAAAGUUACUAAGGCGUGUGGCGAGUUCAGAAGUGCAAGAGCAUUUUAUUGCAAAGCGCAUUAGAUUUGAUUUCAUACCGGUACAGUCCCCCUGGUGGGGAGGUUCCUGGGAACGUCUCAUAGGCGUAAUGAAGUCAGUACUUAGGAAAGUGUUAGGCCGGGCAUUGAUUAGUUUUGAAGAAAUGUACACAUUGAUCAAAGAGGUUCAGUCCGUCCUAAACAAUAGGCCAUUGACGUAUGCAAGUGGAUCAAUAGAAGAUCCCAAACCUCUGACACCGUCAAUGCUAUUGUUUGGCUACGAGACUGAUGAGUUGCCACACGAGUUGUUUGAUGAAACUGACCCUGAUUGGUCACAAGUUGGGACUGCUGACUUCAUUACGAGGGCAGAACGUAGGCGCGCUCAAUUACACACUCAUUUUGUGACAAGGUUCAAGAAUGAAUACCUAAGCUGCUUACGUGAGAGACACGCUUACCAAGUGCGUAAACAUUGUCCAAGUGAUGAUAUCAUUAGUAUAAACACCGAUUUUGAGGAGCUUCAUUCUGAAAAAGGUGUGAUCUUGUUUUCAAAUUUUACUGCCGAUUUCAAGUUCAAGCUGAUGAAAGUUGCCAAGGCCAAGGAGAGCAAUAUAAUCAACUCUUUGAUCAGCAGGUUUGAAAAGACAGUAGAUGCCCAAGGUUACUAA
This is a messenger RNA of Lineus longissimus, 5007 nucleotides long. RefSeq lists its product as uncharacterized. Lineage: Eukaryota; Metazoa; Nemertea; Pilidiophora; Heteronemertea; Lineidae. The coding region runs from base 1 to 5007 and encodes 1668 amino acids. The transcript has 2 exons. Gene Ontology annotation, biological process: DNA integration. Gene Ontology annotation, molecular function: nucleic acid binding. The record is from RefSeq and is a predicted model, not a curated record.